Molecule: messenger RNA, 480 nt
Organism: Suillus discolor
Lineage: Eukaryota; Fungi; Basidiomycota; Agaricomycetes; Boletales; Suillaceae
Product: mitochondrial import inner membrane translocase subunit Tim17/22
Exons: 5
Coding region: 1-480 (159 amino acids)
Biological process (GO): protein import into mitochondrial matrix
Cellular component (GO): TIM23 mitochondrial import inner membrane translocase complex; mitochondrial inner membrane
Molecular function (GO): transmembrane protein transporter activity
Source: RefSeq, a predicted model, not a curated record
AUGUCUCAUGCUGACCACACAAGAGAUCCAUGUCCAUGGGUCAUAUUAAAUGACUUUGGAGGCGCAUUUGCUAUGGGCGCUGUCGGCGGCGGUAUAUGGCACGGUAUCAAGGGCGCACGAAACUCCCCUAGGGGUGAACGUUUGGUUGGUGCCAUAUCUACCAUCAAAGCACGUGCCCCAGUUACAGGUGGCAACUUCGGCGUUUGGGGAGGCAUGUUCUCCACUUUCGAUUGUGCUGUGAAAGGUUGGCGGCAAAAGGAGGAUGCUUGGAAUGCCAUUAUUUCGGGGUUCAUGACGGGUGGAUGUUUGGCUGCACGAAGUGGCCCAAAAUCAGCACUAGGAUCUGCAAUUGCGUGUGGUAUCCUCUUGGGUGUAUUCGAGGGUGUCGGUGUCCUUCUCUCCCGUGUGUUCAGCGAGGGCACACGACCACAGCUUCCGCAACUACCAGACACUAUUCAGCCACAGCCCUCAGGACACUAG